AUCAGCAAAGUAGGUCACGGAGAAGUAACGGGUUUCUCUGUGCUUGUGUCAAGGUCCCCUUGUUUUUGUUUUGUCCCCUUUUCGACUUUCAAGUUUGCCGUAGCCCGUAUGUGCCUCUGUGUUCGAAUGGACUAGACUCUAAUUUCUCACAGUAUUGGAUUUCUAGAUGUAGAUCUAGAUCUAUAUAGAUUCUAGAAUCUAGAUUCUAAUUGUCAGUUCCGGCAACUAGACUUACAUUAGUGUCGCGAUCGCGCAUUACGUCUUGGAUGCCGUUGUGCGAGCUCGCCGUGCCUUGUCUUCAUGAUAUGUGUUAUUUUGAAAAGGCGUUUGCCACCUGUGUGUAGUUGAGUUCUUUUGCAAGUGAAGUUCUUAUCAAUUCGUGUUGUUAUGCCUUUAGAGUUAGGCAUAGAUCUAUCUAUGUUUAACUGCCAGACUGAUGUAGUCUUACUAGAUCUAGAUCUCUAGACUCUAGAUCUAGUUUAGUAGACUACUACUAUUGUAUUGAAUUGAUGCGUUAUUAUUUAAUCUAGAUCUAGUCUAGAUCUAGUAAAUUUACUGAUUUCAGUGAUUUGUGAUUUUUUUCCCUGUACUGACUUCCUUAUGCGGCAUUAAUGGAAUUAUGAUUAUUCUACUUGUGCCCAAGUUAUGGAUAUAAAUAUACUUAAAUAUAUAGACUAGGACUAGAUUGACUAGAUCUUAUCAUCAAGAAUAAUCAAGAUCUAUAUAGAAAGCUAUUCUUUAAUAUAAUAAUGUAUCAUGUAUGAAUGUAUUUGUAUGUAUAUAAAAAAAGAUAGUCUCUUAAUAAGAUGUGUAGACCCUAGACUAGAUAUAGAUCUAGCUAGACUCUAGACCCUAGACUAGUCUAGACUCUAAUAUUAAAGAUCUAGGACUAAAUGUAUAUAAUAAUUAAUAAUAUAUAAUAGUAGAUAGUUUAGGGCUUCAAAUAAUCACAGUUGCCUAGCCUAGAUCUACAAGGAUUACUGCUAAUACUGGACUUAACUGGAUUGUCACAGUAGCCUAAUAGGAUUACUGGACUGUACUAUGAGAUAAGAAUUUGCAGAUCCACUCAAGGUGUCCAGCUAUGAUGAACCAUCCAGUGCUUUCUGCAGACGAUAUUGACCUCAAGCAGCACGUUCUUCCCCCGUGCCGUGUCUGCGGUGACGACGGGGCCGGCUUUCAUUAUGGCGUCAACACCUGUGAGGCAUGCAAGGGAUUUUUUCAUCGAAGUUUGAAAGUUCAUCAUUUGUACAAAUGUUCAGGAAGUGGGUCAUGUGACCUCACCAAGAUAAAGAGGCAGCGGAGCUGUCAAUAUUGUCGUUAUCAAAGAUGUGUUCAAGUAGGGAUGUCCAAGGGAGCUAUCAAGACAGGUCGUUACACCAGCCACAAAAAGACCAACGAUAUAAUGGAGGUUAAAAGGUUGCUUAGUAUGAGGAACAGCAUGGGUGGCACCAACUUUGAAGGCUCAUCCAUAUCAGAUUCAAAUUCUGUCGAUUCAAUUAAAAUGUCAUCCACCGAACAGUCAGACACCAAAGCAUUCAUUGCCAAGUCCACCUGUGACUCAGACAAUUACUUGGCGUCCUGGGUGGAUACUCACUCUUCUUCCAAGUCCAAUGAUGUGCACGACUACUCAAUGUACCACAAAGUCUUGAGCCCUCCCAAGAGUUCUCCUUCCCAAUGCGACAGCGCAUUCACCUCACCUUAUUCCAGUGACUUGCUCAUUAAAAGUCCAGAGACUCCGCUUCACAGUGUGGCCAGCACCUCUGGGAAAUCAGACUUUUUAGACCUCUGGUCACCCGUGGCUACUCCAGAAAACGCUAACACUUGUGAACUUGUUGAUCUGAGAGUUAGACAGGAGAAUACACUAAACGCACAAAAGGACGUGAACUGUACAAUUUCCUCUCUGCCGAAACCCCAAGAUGACACGAGCCUCCACGCUGGUACUAGCUUCUACAGCCUGUCUCCUGUUUCUCCAUGGGACAAAACUCACAACUCCCAUAAUCCUCAGAGCACAGAGGCACCAGAGCCUGAAGAGCCUCAUUCUCCACAUAAAGUAGAUGACUCUCCCACCUCAAGUAUAGAGCAGCUGGUUAGGAGCAUAUUUGCAGACAAAAGGGAAGCCAUCCAGCUAAUAAAAGAGGCACACAAACAAUAUUUCUUAGUUUUGUUUCAGGCUGAGAGGCGCUGUGCGGAACUGAGAGAACAGCAGAAGAUCCAUGCUGAGAAUUGCGAACACAAAAUAAAAAUGUUUGGUAGAAUGUACUUUCUACCAGAGGAAGACUAUGAUGAAAUUUGGAGAACCACUGGACUGGAUAUAGACAACAGAAAACAAAUGUUGAAGAACUGGGAAACAAGUUGUGAACUUCUGGCAUUUGCUUUGAUCAAGUUCUCAAAAAAACUUCCUGGCUUCACAUUAUUAGACUUGACUACUCAGGCGGAUUUAAUUAAAAGUGCUCGCCCAGAAGUCAACAUUUUAAACAGCAUGUCACUGUUUGACACAGAGUUAAAAGUUGGCGUGUGGGCUGGCGGGACGCAGUACUGCCAGAAAGAGUUUGGUCAGUUUGCUAACCAUGAUUUUUUCUGGUCUUAUGUUGCCACAUGUAACAGAGUGCAAGAGUUAAAUCUGACAACAGAGGAGCGUGCAGUCAUUAAAGCAAUAAUGGUUUUCUCGACAGAUCGAGAUGGCAUAAAUGUUCAGUCACCUAUCCCAUCAGCUAUACAAUGGCAGCUGAUCGAAUGCUUAGAGUUCCUGCUUGCUCAGCGGUUCCAACGGCCUAAGAUUGCUUUGGCCAUCAUCAUCCAGUGUUUAACUGAGUUGAGGACGGUUCGACAACUGGCCUUGGAUCUACUGGUCUCUGGGUUCAAGGUCUUUAAAUACUCCAAUGUUCUGGACAACCCAUUUCUAAAGGAGCUUCUCUCUGAUGUGCUGUCCUUGUGUGGGGACCCUGAAGAGGAUUUCAGGGAAGACUGGGCUUCCACUGGUCAAACCACAGCGAAUAAAUCACAGACAUGUGAUGUAGACAUGUGUGGAAGCUGUGAUCAAUUUUAAUGAGGCAUUCUGAUAGACAUAAAUUAUUUUGUUACAAGUGCUUAUACACUUUUUUUUAAAGAAGUGCGAAUAUACACUUUUUAAGAAGUGCUGUUUCAGUAUACUUAAGCUCAGAUAAAGUUUUAGAGAAAUUUUAGGAGAUAAAAAUAUCUAUUUUUCACUUGUGUAAACAGUUACAGUGCUAAUUGUUGCUAAAACUAUUUAGGUAAACAAACUUGUACUUCAAACUAAUUUUCCAUGACCUGCUGUUUAACAACAGUAUUUGCAUGCCGAUAUGUCCCACAGUUCUAAGAAAAAAGAAAUGGGGAAUAUUCAAACGUUGGAAUUGUGUGUAAGAUAUUUAAGAAAGGUAAAUAUGUUUAUUAAAAAUAUAAUGUUAUGUUUCAGAUUUUUCAUACGCUCCUUUUUUUUUUCUCUCUGUCUGGAACAGGAUACAAUUUAAGAUUUUCUGGAGGCACUUCUUUAAUUUAUACAUGUUUAAAUACCAUCCGAAGGGUCAUGAUAAUCUCUACAUCAAUUCAAAAAGCUAAUAUCUAUAUUGGGUUAAGUUUGAGGAGAUGUAUCAUUGAGUCCUUGUGUUUUGAUGAAGUGAAUUUGGAUUAUUGUUUGAAUGCAAAUUUGUUAUCUUGAAGCUUUUUUUUUUUUUCUCUAGUACUGUAAAUACAAAUAUAAAAAUCAAUAGUAAAAAAAAAAAAAAGAGAAAUGAAAUUCUUUUUGGGCACGUCCUGGAUGCAGUUUAAGAAAAAACAGUACUAAGGAAGACAAAAAACUAUUGGUUAAUCUUCCAAAUAAGGCUGCCUUUCUGGUAGUAUAAGAUAGUGAAAAGUAAUAGUUUUAUUUAAAUUUUCUACCAAUAGGCACUAAAAAAAACCCCACCACAUUUUACUUUAUCUUCAACUUUUUUUCCCCUUCUCAUGGCUAUAAAAUAGCUUUGUAUUUUUAAUACCAGUCAGUAUAUGGUCCCUUUUAACAAAUUGGGAAAGAUGUUUUGAAAGACUAUAUACAUUUGUGCUACACACUUUGGACAAUACCAAAUGAAGAUACGACUGUUUACAAAAGCCUCUGUUAUGGGCAGCUCAAUGUGUUCUUGUGAUAUCUGUGUUGUUAUGAUAUUGAUUUGAAAUUGUAUUUAAUAAAAUAAAAUAGACUUAUGUAUUUGUAAAUAUUAUACAGUGUUUCAAAAGUGGAUUUAAGAAUAAUAUAUGUGGGUAAGUGUCUAGAGUCGUCUUUCAGUGGUUACCAGUCCUUUACAUAGAUUAUAUACAAUGUGAAUGUUUUAAUCACAGGUUUUUAGAGCCAUUUUUACAUUAGGCUCUCUCACAUUUUAUAUAAUGUUGCUGUUGUUUUUUUUUGUAAUUUGUGCAAAAAAAAAUUCUUUUAAAACUACAGCAAAUAGUUGGUAAUUUAUUGUGCCAAGAAAUAGAUUUUUAUUUCCACUGGGCAGUAGGGGUCUUAAUAUUUGGAAAAGUCAUGUUUAGGUAGGGUUUAUUUUCUGCAUUGGUGCUUUUUGUAACUGGAAAAUUAAAUGUUCUUAAAACUCUUAUGUAACAUAACAUUAACUGGUAUUUUGCAGAUGGUAAAAAUAUCCAUAGACUUGGGGUAUAGUUUUGCUAUAUUAAGUAAAAAAUUAAACCACUAUGACAUCCAAUAUUUUUACUUCAAAUUUUGUGAUUUAUUACUUACUUUGCUUGUCACAGACUUUUUUCUUUUUUUAUUCAGAAUGUUUUAACCUCAAGAUUGCAUAAAAAGGUUUAUGAAAUUUACUGAAGCAUAACUAACACUACUUGCUCUUAUUUCUGUUUCUCUGUGAAUCUGCAUCAAAGUGGCUUGAAAAGAUUUACAUACACUGGUUGUAUUAACAUAUAUCCUAAAGUUACAAACAUGUUUACAUUGUUGUUUUAAACUAUUUUUCAACAAAGUGCCGCUUCUAUCUUGGUGUUGUUGUUUUUAUUUUAAAGACCAAAUUUUUACUUGCUUUUUAAAAAUGUUUUAGUCUGGUCCCAGUUUUGUUCAUUCCAGCAUUUGGUUGUGGACUAUGAAGAAACCUUAUGAUGUGAACACCAUUUAAUGUUUAGAAAUUUAACCAUAGAUGGUGAUUGCCUUUUUCAAAAGCCUUUGUCUUCUAAGGUGGUAAAUCUACUGUUCUCAAUUGAUGUGGUUUCCCCAUUUUAUUAUCAAAAUGAGUGGCCAGCAUAAGAAGACAGACUCACAAAUAUUUGCAUUGUUGUUUUCUUUAAAUGGGAACAUACUAUCUUUGAAUAUAAAGAAUGUUUUAUGUAUGUUACAAGCCUUACAAUGUACACAUGAUUGUGUUUGGCUAUUUUGUUUUUCAUGUCAUUUUGUCGCUACAAUGUUUUUAGGUACUCAUGGUUGUCCUCCCCUUGCUUGUCUCUAUAGUUUUAUAUAACAAAAAGUUGUUAGACCCAUUCUGCAGUCGGGAAUGUUUUCUCAUUUUGGUCCUAAUUUGUUGUAGAACGUUUCUUUUUCAAUAUACUUUCAAUAUACUUGCUUUAAACUUUUUGAAUAAAAUAUUUCUUCUAGUAUCAUUGCAAGCGUGAUAACAAAUCAUUGUGUUCUAUUUUUAUUAAAAUCGUGAAGAUUAUUUAUUACUCAAAAUAAUUUUUGAAAGGAAAAGGCCCAUAGCGAAAUUUUAUAAGCCCCCACCAGGGAAAAUGAGCAUUUUUUAAAGCUUUUUUUUUAUAUUCUAAAGGUAAUAAAAGUAUAUAUUUUUUGAAAUAGACAUAUCAUUCUAUUUUUUAAAGUUGUUUGUUUAUUUAUUAGUAUUAGAUCUUUGAACAUCUUAUUUUUUUCAUAAUGUUGAUUUUUUUAGGGACUUUUUAAAUUCAGAGUUACCCCUCUUUGCUUGGGGUUGUGGGAAGGAUCUUUACUAACUGGAAAUAGGAGCUAUCGGGUUCAUUUACUUUGACUCUAGUAACCAGCUAUUGCAAGGACAUGAAUUAAUUCUAGUUAUUAAUAAAUGGAUCCUAGUUAGUUUUUUUUUUGGUUGUGCCAAGAUGAAUGUAAGGACAUUAAGAUUCUCAAUGAAUGAUUUUUAUUUAUAAAUGAUAUUUUGAUCUCUUAACGGAUAAAAGAUGAAAAAAAAAAAGAUUUACAGACAUUUUCUUUUUCCUGAAAGGCCUAAAACUUCUAGAUAAAUUUGAACAUUGUUGCUAUGGCCUAUGGUUUGCAACAGUCUUUCCCAACCUGAGAUACAUACUCCACAGAGAUUAGAAGUGCUCAGAAGUUGACUAUAAAUAGAACAGAAAGAUACCAUUUACCUUUGUGUAUGCAUGCUUUUUGAAAGUCUAUUGACAGCAUAGUUUGAAGUGAAUAAUCUAUCUAAGGGGUUUUUCUUCUUUUUUAAAAAAAAAAAUGCUUUGUAUCUCCUCUUUUUGGUCACUAUCAGGUGCACAUUAAGAUCUUUUUGAACCCUUGGAUAUUUUCCCCGUGCCCCACCUGUUUUGAAACUGAGUUCUGGAUCUUUAUAUCAAACCAUUUGUGAUUUGACAUAAGACAGGACAACUAGAAUACAAACAUUUUAGAAGGGCACAGCUAGCUUGGCAGCCAAUGAGCUGAACCUCUUGUCAAAUUCAAGAUUAAUAUGUCAAUACAUCAACUUUGAUUGUUUCAUUUUAGAUAUGUGAUAUUGUAAGACAUCUCUCUUUUAUCAUUCAGUCUAUAUUUCACUUCAUCAUGGGAAUGUUCAGGCCAGUGAUUGUGCAUGAUUAAACUAAAAGUGUUACGGUUGAAAGGUACAAUGUCCAUUUGGCUGAUAUACUAUCAUCCCCCUUCCUCCAUAGAACUCAAACAAUACAAAAUGUUGUGAACACAUUCCUACCACUUCUCUGUAUAAACAUCCUUGUAUACUAGACAUGUUCAGUUUGUGAUAUCAUAGACCAUACACAUUCAGUUUGUAAUAUCGUAGUCAAAACAUGUUUAAUUCAUAAUAUCAUGGACGAGAUAUGUUCAGUUUGUGGAAUCAUAGACAAGAUACAUUAAUUUGUUAUAUCUUAUAGUUGUAUUACCAAAUGUAUUCACAAUGUAACGUUGAGAUUUAUAUGUUAACAUUAAAAAAAGAUUUAAUUAUUUUAAACACCA
This is a messenger RNA of Biomphalaria glabrata, 7144 nucleotides long. RefSeq lists its product as uncharacterized. The record is from RefSeq and is a predicted model, not a curated record. Bases 1082 to 3046 code for a protein of 654 amino acids. The transcript has 9 exons. NCBI's taxonomy places the organism in Eukaryota, Metazoa, Mollusca, Gastropoda, Planorbidae. Gene Ontology annotation, biological process: positive regulation of transcription by RNA polymerase II; negative regulation of transcription by RNA polymerase II; hormone-mediated signaling pathway. Gene Ontology annotation, molecular function: nuclear receptor activity; RNA polymerase II cis-regulatory region sequence-specific DNA binding; zinc ion binding.